AUGGAACUCAACCGAGAACAUUUUCGCGCCAUAAUUUAUUACAUUGUUAGUGGUGAUGAAUCGUGGAUUUACUGUUAUGAACCAGAAAAUAAACGACAGUCGGCUAAACAUAUUGCAACAAUUCCUCUUAAUGAGCAAAGAACUGUUACUGCGGAUUGGUAUACCACCAUUUGUUUGCCAAAAGUAAUCACCGAGCUUCGAAAAAUCAACCCCGAAAGAAGAAUCAUCCUCCAACAAGACAAUGCAAGCUCGCACACAGCCCAAAAAACAAGGCAGUAUUUAACGGAAGAAAACGUGGAAUUAUUGGACCAUCCUCCAUAUAGUCCUGAUCUAAGUCCUAACGAUUUCUUUACUUUCCCGAAAAUUAAAAACAGACUGCGUGGUCGAAGGUUCCAGUCACCAGAAGAAGCAUGGAAUAAGUGCUUCGAAAAUUGGUUCGAGCGCAUGCAGAUGUAUAUAAAUCUUCGUGGAGAACACCAAGAAAAACAAUAA
Messenger RNA from Acanthoscelides obtectus, 492 nucleotides. The record is from the annotation of a GenBank genome assembly. NCBI's taxonomy places the organism in Eukaryota, Metazoa, Arthropoda, Insecta, Coleoptera, Chrysomelidae.